Apus apus (common swift) is the source of this 10950-nucleotide messenger RNA. It is a transcript of the gene BMPR2, whose product is annotated as bone morphogenetic protein receptor type 2. The transcript has 13 exons. Lineage: Eukaryota; Metazoa; Chordata; Aves; Apodiformes; Apodidae. Gene Ontology annotation, cellular component: signaling receptor complex; plasma membrane. Gene Ontology annotation, molecular function: transforming growth factor beta receptor activity; ATP binding. The record is from RefSeq and is a predicted model, not a curated record. Gene Ontology annotation, biological process: BMP signaling pathway; protein phosphorylation; cellular response to growth factor stimulus. The coding region runs from base 676 to 3804 and encodes 1042 amino acids.
CCGGCGGGGGAGACAGAUGGGCCGAGAUGCAGCCGCAGCCCUUGCCCUGAGAGCAGCGGUGGCCGCUCCUCGCCGUCGAGAGACUGAGGGGAUCGCCGCCGCCGCCUACCCGGGGGCGUGAGGCAGCCAGGAGAAGAAAGAGACCUUCACCGGGACGGGAGGCGGCUCAGCCCGCAGCCCGUAGAGCUUGUUCUCCGUGCUCCGUCAGCCUGCGGCAGCGCUGACUGACAUUGCUGCAGACGCGGGAUCGCGCCUGGAUAUGUUUCCUUCUCACCCCGGCUGUUUCUUCGAUAUCGUGAAGCUGCGUGGGAAAUAAACUCGGUUCCCGGCUCAGUCAGGAGCGUGCCGCCGUCCCUCGGCGGGGGGAGAUGUCCCGGGGCGGAGAGGCUGGAGCAGGCGCUUGCCCGGUGCCCGCGGAGCGGUGCCGGCUCCCGAGAGAUGAAGGCAGGCGGCUGUAAUGGAGUAAGAGCGAAGACGGCUCCUCUCAUCUGCCAUUUGCCCUUCCAGACGGGAUUGUAAACCCAGAGAGUUGAGGAAGGCUGCGUGAAAGAAGGAGGAAAUCCCUCUUGUCGGGCUUUUUUUUUUUGUUGUUGUUGUUGGGGUUUUUUUAUAUCCUUUUUUUUUUUUUAAUUUUAAUUUUUUCCUCGUCCUGCCUUCUCCUUGGCGUCCCCAGGUAUGACUGCCUCACUGCAGCACCUUGUGCUGGUGCUCCUGCUCUCCAGUGCCACCCUGCUGCUCAGCACUGCGGCUGCUGCACAGAGUGAGGAGCGCCUGUGUGCAUUUAAGGACCCAUAUCAGCAGGACCAUGGAAUCAGUGAGAGCCGAAUCUCCCAGGAGAAUGGCACAAUUUUGUGCAUGAAAGGUAGUACCUGCUAUGGACUUUGGGAAAAAACAAGAGAAGGAGACAUACAUCUUGUAAAACAAGGUUGCUGGUCUCACAUAGGAGACCCACAAGAGUGUCACUUUGAGGAGUGUAUAGUUACAACCACCCCUUCCUUGAUUCAGAAUGGAACAUACCGCUUCUGUUGCUGUAGUACAGACUUGUGUAAUGUCAACUUCACAGAAAAUUUUCCACCUCCUGACCCUACUGAUACAACACCUUACAAUUCUUCUAAUUCUUUUCAUCGAGAUGAGACUAUAGUUAUUGCCCUUGCAUCUGUGUCUGUACUGGCUGUUUUGAUUGCUGCUCUGUUCUUUGGAUACAGGAUGCUUGCAGGAGACCGUAAGCAAGGUUUGCACAGUAUGAACAUGAUGGAGGCAGCAACAUCAGAGCCCUCAUUGGAUCUGGAUAAUCUGAAGUUGUUGGAGUUGAUUGGCCGGGGACGAUAUGGAGCAGUGUAUAAAGGCUCCCUAGAUGAACGUCCAGUUGCUGUGAAAGUGUUUUCUUUUGCUAAUCGUCAGAACUUUGUCAACGAGAGGAAUAUUUACAGGAUUCCACUGAUGGAACAUGACAACGUUGCCCGCUUCAUUGUAGGGGAUGAGAGAUUCACUGCUGAUGGCCGAAUGGAAUAUUUAUUGGUGAUGGAAUAUUACCCCAAUGGUUCUCUAUGCAAAUAUUUGAGUCUUCAUACAAGUGACUGGGUGAGCUCCUGUCGUUUGGCACACUCUAUAACAAGGGGCUUGGCGUACCUGCACACCGAGCUACCUCGAGGAGACCAUUACAAGCCUGCAAUAUCCCAUCGUGACUUGAACAGCCGCAAUGUACUGGUAAAGAAUGAUGGAACAUGUGUAAUUAGUGAUUUUGGACUCUCCAUGAAGUUAACUGGAAACAGACUGGUCCGCCCAGGUGAGGAAGAUAAUGCAGCCAUUAGUGAGGUUGGUACAAUCCGCUAUAUGGCCCCCGAAGUCCUUGAAGGAGCGGUGAACUUGAGGGACUGUGAAUCUGCUUUGAAACAAGUAGAUAUGUAUGCACUAGGCCUUAUCUACUGGGAGAUAUUUAUGAGGUGUACAGACCUCUUCCCAGGGGAGUCUGUGCCAGAGUACCAGAUGGCUUUCCAGACAGAAGUUGGAAACCAUCCCACUUUUGAAGAUAUGCAAGUCUUGGUGUCUAGAGAGAAGCAAAGACCAAAAUUCCCAGAAGCAUGGAAGGAGAACAGCCUGGCUGUGAGGUCACUUAAAGAAACAAUUGAAGACUGUUGGGAUCAAGAUGCUGAAGCUCGACUAACAGCACAAUGUGCUGAGGAGAGGAUGGCAGAACUCAUGAUGAUUUGGGAGAGAAAUAAAUCAGUUAGUCCAACAGUCAAUCCUAUGUCAACUGCCAUGCAAAAUGAGCGGAAUCUGUCGCAUCAUAGGCGUGUAUCAAAGAUAAGGCCAUAUCCAGAUUACUCUUCCUCUUCCUACAUUGAAGAUUCCAUCCACCACACUGACAGCAUAGUGAAGAACAUUUCUUCUGAACAUUCAAUGUCCACUACACCAUUAACUUCAGGGGAAAAGAAUAGAAACUCCAUUAACUAUGAGCGGCAGCAAGCACAAGCUCGCAUCCCUAGUCCUGAGACAAGUGUCACCAGUUUGUCCACCAAUACCACUACCACCAAUACAACUGGGCUCACUCCUAGCACUGGCAUGACCACCAUUUCCGAAAUGCCUUAUUCGGAUGAAACAAACUUACAUACUGCAAAUGUCAUGCAGUCAGGUGGGCCCACCCCUGUUUGUCUGCAGCUAACAGAGGAGGACCUAGAGACAAAUAAACUGGAUCCUAAAGAAGUGGAUAAGAACCUGAAAGAAAGCUCUGAUGAGAACCUGAUGGAACAUUCACUUAAGCAGUUUAGUGGGCCAGAUCCACUCAGCAGCACUAGUUCCAGCUUGCUUUAUCCACUGAUAAAACUUGCAGUAGAGGUGACAGGACAACAGGACUUUACACAGGCUGGCAAUGGUCAAGCAUGUUUGAUUCCAGAUGUCCCAUCUUCUCAGGUCUAUCCUCUACCUAAGCAACAGAACCUUCCGAAGAGGCCUACUAGCCUCCCCCUGAACACCAAAAAUUCAACAAAAGAGCCACGGUUAAAAUUUGGUGGCAAGCACAAAUCAAACUUGAAGCAAGUGGAAACAGGCGUUGCCAAGAUGAACACUAUCAAUGCUGCAGAACCUCAUGUCGUGACAGUUACUAUGAACGGAGUGGCUGGGAGAGGCCACAGCAUCAACUCCCAUGCUGGCACAACGCAGUAUGCCAAUGGCACAGUGCCAUCUGGCCAGACAGCCAGCUCGGUAGCACAGAGGGCCCAGGAGAUGCUUCAGAACCAGUUCAGUGGAGAGGAUAGUCGUCUGAAUAUUAAUUCAAGCCCUGACGAGCAUGAGCCCUUGUUGAGGCGGGAGCAGCAGGUUGGCCAUGAUGAAGGUGUUCUGGACCGCCUAGUAGACAGGAGAGAGCGACCACUGGAUAAUGGCCGAACAAAUGCCAAUAACAACAACAGUAAUCCCUGUUCAGUGCAAGACACAGCUACAGUCAGUAUGCAGAAUGUAGUGAGAAAUCCUGGGCAGACCCAGACUAGAAGAGCACAGAGGCCUAAUUCACUGGAUCUAUCGGCCACAAAUAGUUUGGAUAGCAGUAGUUUGCAGUUAGGUGACUCCUCACAGGAUGGCAAAUCGGGCUCAGGAGAAAAGAUCAAGAAACGUGUGAAAACUCCCUACUCACUGAAGCGGUGGCGUCCUUCAACCUGGGUCAUCUCCACCGAGCCGCUGCACUGCGAGGUCAACAACAACGGCGCUGACCGGGCAGCCCACUCCAAAUCCAGCACUGCUGUUUACCUUGCAGAAGGAGGCACUGCCACCACAAUGGUAUCUAAGGACACAGGAGUGAACUGCCUGUGAAAUGCUUCAAAAGCCGACAAAUUACCUUCUUUUUUUUUUCUUUUUUUUUUUCUUUUAUUUUGCAUUAUUUGAAAAGAACACGCAGAAGACAUUUAAAAAAACUGCUUUCUCUUCUGUCAGCAACCCCUACCAAGGACUCGCUUUAAAUAGAUUUCAGCUAUGCAGAAAUUUUUUAGCUUAUGCUUCCAUAUUUUUUUAAUUUGUUUUAUUUUUUGAAUGUUUUUGCACUUUUAUUUAGUAUCGCUAAAGUUAAGUCUGUCUGUUUUGACCACAGAAUAUAUAUAUGUGUAUCAAAAAAUGUGGUCUCAAAAUAUUUUUUUAAAAAAAGUAACAAAAAAAUUGUAUUGCUGAUAAUCAGUUUGGACCAGUUUCUUAAGGUCACUAAGAUCGUAAGCAGACUAUAAGACAGGUUUGACUGCAGUGGUGUCUUGUAACCAUGUUUUGAUUUCUGUGCACAAGCUAGUCUGUAUAUUUCUAUGUUACAAAGUGUAUUCUCUUUUGAACCCCUUAUUUUUCUUGUGUCAUGUUGAAAUGUGCAAUAGUCUAUAGUUCACAGUAUGCUUUAUUGAAAAGUGUGUUUCUAAAACUGCCACAUGUUCCCCUUUAUGCAUUUGUUAAUUUUUCCCUGACAGUUGAGCCAUCAGCCAGUCAUGGCAGUGAACUUUGCACACCUGCCUAUCUCACACUGUGCUUUGAGUUGACAGUGCAUGAAUUUUUGCCCAACUUGAAAGGGCUUUUAAAAAGGAACAAAAAAAAAAAAAAUAGUCUGAGCUCAGUACCUUUCCUUUGACCCUUCCAAAUCAAAAUGUGUUUCCUUAAUAGUAGUAGAUGUCAGCCUGUGAAGUUCUGAAUAACAAAGUGUUGAACAAAUGUAAGGAAACAAUGUCAGCCAUUUUUUUCCAUUUUCUUUUGUAUGCAGUUUCACCCCUGUAUUUAUGUAAAACCUUACUUAGAACACUAAUGAUGUAUAUUGAACAUUACAUUUUAUUCAGAAAUCUUAAUAACUGAAGAAGUCUAGUAAAGUCUAGUGAGGAUGGGUUGUGAGCACACAGAGGAAAAAUCGUACAUCUUAUUUGGCACAAAAUGGUUUUGUGAUGAGUUGCAAAUCUUUCCUGUUACACCUGCUCACAGACAAUCUGGGGUAAAAUCAGCCUGGUUGCUUUUGCAGGUAGGUGCAUCCUAAUUGACUGUUGUUGCUGAGUUGAGUUGAAACUGUUCCUCCCUUCAGUGUUUUUAGAGCCCUUCGUUCAUCUUUUAAAAAUUUAUUGCAUGCUUUUAAAAUUCAUGGUUGAGUGUGUGCAGGGAAGGGUUGGGGUUUUUCCCCCACUGCUUAGACCCUUCUUUCAGUUUGUAUGCACAUUGAUUUUAGGUGUCACUGAACAUUAAUAUAAUAACAAUUGAGAUAAAUUGUUUUUUCACCAUCUCAAGUAAACCUUACCUUUUUUUAGAAUGAUUGUCUACUGAAAGAACAUUAAUUUCCUUAUUGGUCAGGACCUCCUUCCACCUAAGAAGUAUCCUUCCAUACAAGAAAUAUUAUUUCUGAUUGAAACCAUUUCAGUAAAAACUAUUUAGAUAAAAAAGUUACAACAUGUCAGUCUUUGGUGCUAAGUAAAGUUUUAUCACUAGUGAUGUUCAAAGAAAGAAAAUCUAUUCAGUGUGCCUGCCAAACUCCUGUGGCAGGAUACUGGCAGCAGUUACCUCCCCAGGCUGGUCUCCUUUGAGCUGACUGAAGCAGAUGCUCUGCUUUCAAGCUCAUUUGUUUCCUUGCUGUUAUAUUAUUCCCCCCCCCCCCAAAGUAAACUUUGCCAGCUCUGUUCUUCUGUAUCUGAUGAUACAACUAACAUAAUAUAUGCCUGGCUACAUCUGAUUCUUGCUGUUUCCCGACCUCCCCUGUUCAAGAUUGAUAGUAUUUUCUCUUGUAAUGCUUCUUAAUGUUUCUUAGAUUCUUGUAGAUACCUCCAAGAGAUAACUCUAUAAAUCCAGACUUUGAAUAAGUGUAGUUGUAGAAAUUCAAGCCAUGAAACACAUUUUGGGCUUCCUGUGUUCUUUAAGAACCAGUUCAAGUAGUACCUUUCAUCUCUGAGGCUUAAUUCUAUUACCCUGCUGCAGUUUUCUCUGGUGUUACUUGUAAUUCACUCUCCAGCUUCCCAUCUGCUGCAAUCUCGCAUCCCAGAUGUUGAAAACCUGCCAGUUGCUCAGCUGGGUUUCAAGACCUGAAUCAGAAUUUUUGGCAUUCUGUUGAUAAUGUUGGCUGUGGUUUUUUUCUCUCUUGGUCUUCUUUGAGUUUCCAUUUGAAGUACAGGAUAUUGUGCUGUAACGAUUGCUGUAUCGUGGACAUUGAAGAGUCAUCAUUCUUUUCCCAGUGACUUUUUGAGUUGCUUUGCAUGCAUCAUCCAUCAGCAUUUCAGAAUGUGGGCUGAAAAGCAUACUUAGGCCACUCUUACCUAUUGUGAAACACCCUGGGGAGAGAAGAGUUAUUUGCUCUGACUACUGCUUCUAUCUGCUAAGAUAGGCUUUCACCAGUCAUAAAGCCUUUCUUUUCGGGCCAGGCUUUGUGAGAAAUCCAACUUUUUAAUGCUCAAUGCAAUCAAAAUCAUUUUAAUACCAGAUGAAAAUGUUAUUCCGCAGUUUUCCUUUGACAUUCUUUAAGCAAACAGUUUAUUUUCCUUUAUCUAUUUCUGUCGCUUCUUGGGAAGCCUUUGGGAUGAAUUAUAAUGAGUAGAAAGUAUUGGCUUUGUAAUCUACCAGGGACAAAUAUAGUUUGUAACAUGAUAGAAAUGUGUACUUUACCACAAAAUAACCUAUAGAUUAAAUAGAGGAAAAACAAUUUAUUUUGAAAGGUCAGCCAAAACAAACUCUUGAGUAGGUACCAAAAUACUGUCAUUCUGCACAGCUAGGUGAGAUCAGAUUUGCAGUUUGGUUUCAGUGCUUAAUUUAAUAAUGCCCUUUUUUUGCUCAGAGCACAUAAUCCAAUCUCCACACAAUAUUUUCUCUGUAAAUUAAAUUAUAUUGGAUUGUAUCACAUACCAUGGGGAAUCGUCCCUAACCAGAUGAAAUACAUGUAUGAGAGAAUUCUACAGAUUAGACACAUGGAUAGUUGAUAAAUGUACUAUAAUCAGUGUUUUCUUUUGUGGUUUGGUUUUGGGUUGUUUUGGUUUUUUUUAAGAAAAAUGGAUAAUUAUGAAAGUUGAUAAUUUUCUAUCAAUUUCUCAUGUAUAUUACAGACAAGAUAAAUAUAGCAAAAUUAAAAUAGAAUUAUAGUGUAAAUACCUAUGAAUUGUGCCACUGUCAAAUAGGCAACAGUAGAUUAUUUGCUAUGGUAAUUUAUAAUGUAUAAUUCAAGAAAAUGUUAGAGCAAACAUUUGUGAUGUUUGUAUAUAUAAGCCAAAAUCCGGAAUCUUACUGGUUUUAGGAAAUGAUGUGCUAGUAGAAGCCAGAAGAAUUGCUUAGGUUAAUGGAUUGUUGCUUUUUCCGUUUCCUAUGGUAGAGACACUCACCAACAUUACAUGGUUUUUAGAAUGUGAAUUCUAACCUUUUGAAGAGACGUGCCUCAUAAUCACAUUUAUUUUCUUCUCAAAUUUAUAUUUACAGGUCAGAUUAUCUGCAACACUUCCCCCCAAUUUGCUUAUAAGGCUCUGUAGUUUCAUGUGCUAAACAAAUAGUAUUAAAAAUGCCUCUUGAAACUCCAAGAUGCACUGAAAUUGCACAGCUUAAGGUAAAGGAAUUCCUAAUUUAAAAGAAAACCAUCUGAUACUCUCAUCAUUAGAAUAUUCUCAGAAACAAAGAACAUUUCUGUUUGUGUUUGUUUUCUUACUGCUGUUCAUUUGUUUCUUGUUUUCAUAUAGAGAGAGACCUAAUUUUCAAAGACAACAGAGUUUCAUUUAUUUCAGUGCACUGGAGACAAAAACAAUGCAAGAUGGAUGCUGACAGGUUUCAGGAAAUAAAAAGAACAUGCACCCACAUUAUAAAUACGUUUAGAAAGUACACAUCUUCCCACCUCUCAGCUUUCUCCAAAAUAAAUCUUUAAUCAUACCUGCUUCAGAAAUGAGAAUAAGGAAGUUAUGUAUUUAUAUAGAAUAGGUUAUUGGGCCAAAUUUAAUAAUAAUUAAUUGUUACCUAAAAAAAAAUAUAUAAAAGCAUCGUAUAUGCCAUAGCUUCAGUGUUCAGUGCAUUUUGCUUUAAUGAUAUUACUUCUUUAAAUAUUAAAAAAUAGCCCACUAACAACAUUACUAAGUAUAUGUUCAGGUUAUAAUUUUCUUUUAGGAAAAAUACUCAGAAGAUUGUAGCCAUUCUGCCACUGAAUUGUUAUUAAAGAAAGUUUCAGCCUAGUUAGGGAAAAUUUUAAAAUUUGCAUAUGCAAACAAUACAGGAGAAAUUAAUUAUGUUGUAAUUCUCACUUGUAUAAAAACCAUGGUAUUUCCUGUUGCUGUAACAGGCUGGUUUUAAGUAGUAAAAAUAAUACAGUAGCAUAUACAUGUCCUGAUGUCUCAUUGGAAAAUUUGGAGCAACUUAUCAAAGACAAUUGAAAUAGAAUUGAUUAGUCUAUGGAAGUUGGAUUAUAGACUGGAUAACUUAGUAUUUUGCAUAAAAAUGGAUUAUUUGCAUUUUUCUGUCUGGUCUCCCACUGUCCCUUUUAACAGGUAAAUAUAUUAGCCUCCUUUUAAAAAUAUGCGCUUUUUUUGUUCAACUUAAAGCCUUUUUUCAGUGAAAAAGGUAUACAUAUUUUAGUGAAGCUAAAUAUAUAUUUUUAUGUAAACUGUGUAUGUAUUUAGAUGCGUAUGUAUGUUGUACAUAAAUUCCAGGACUAAAUUCUUUGAGUUACAGCAUCAGAUGGUAGCACUGAUAGCAAGUAUGAUGUUCUGUUUCCUAAGUAAUUUUUAAGUUGUCUUUAGUUCAUUACAGUAAAACCAGGAUCAGGCUGUGACAUACAGUCCAGUAGUGCAAGACUUGUCACUGUUUAGGUGGAAUGGAUUUAUGAAAGGAGAGAUGGAGAGAGAGAGAGAGAAAGCUGGGAUUGCACAUGAAUAACUUCAUCUGAAGCUGAGUAAUUUAAGGUACCUCUCUUAAAGAUCAAAAAAUAACUCAAAAUACCACAUGAUCAUUUUUACAAGACAUUUUAAGGUAGUAGCUAUAGUUCCAUGUGUGGUUGCCAUUUAAACAUAGUAUUUUAGUCCAUUAAAUCAAAUUACAUUUUAGGCUUCUAUAUUGUCAUACAAAACUGUAGCUGUAGAAAUACAUCUCUUUUUUUAUCUCACACUCCCCUCCAAGUAGGUUCAUUUCUGAUGUGAAAUAGUAAUAAAUCAGAUUUUGAGGUUUCUUCUGGACUGGCUAAAAUUGGUAACAGAACUUCCACUUCUGCAGCCAACAGAUGUAGGCACUGCUGCAAAUCCAGGUGGGAGUUAGGUUUGGCAUGAGUGUGUCUGUGGAAAUCAACCUCUAACCUGCCAGCGCUCAAGCCAAAUGAUGUUGAAAUCAGGAGUCUGCCAGUGAUUAUGAGCAAAGGAGGGUUGGGUUCUGCUGGCAUCGUUUUUAAACAUUUCUUGGGAGGAACAGCCCUGGGAAAGCUAAGGUGGAACAUGUGGGUGAACCCUGGCUACGGGUGCUGGUGUUCAGGCGGUCAGACUGGGUCAGGACCGGUGCAGCAGGGGAUAUUGCUGGGAAGUGGAACUGCACCGUUGGGAGUGGGAGGUUUCAAAAUAAGCCUCAUUUACACCAAAGCCCUUAAUGUUGAUCUGGGCUGCAUGCAGGUCCUAUUUAGUGGCUGCUGUGGUUCAUUACCCGUAUGAAUUCUUACAGCCUUUUCUAUUUAUUUCACUGUGGUUUAAUAUACGUAUGUGCAUAAUAAGCAGGACCUAGUCAGAGUUACAUUGAUUUAUAAUGUAGUUGCUAGCCUGUUGAUCAGCAAUUCUGUAAACUUGCAAGUCGUUCAGUUGGUUAACUUAAAUGCUUAUGUCAUGCUUCAACAGAUGCAGUAACUGUCACAGUAAGGAAGGAUUUCUUCAAAGUUCUUGCAGGCUUCUGCAAAUGUAUUAAAGGAGGAUAUAUCCAUCAGGGGCAUAGCAUCUUGACUGGUAACUAUUUUAAAGCAGAAAUAAUUAGCCUUUAUAACUUUCUAGUUUCAAGGUCUCCCAAAAGUCAAUUUUUAUAGCCCACUCACUUGUUUUUAAGACAAAACAAAAAUGUGUGAAAUUUAUUUCUACAGCACUUGAUUCACUUUUUUUGUGCUUCAAAACUGUAUAAUAAAGAAUCACAGUUCAAUCUUGUUUAUUCCAAAGGAAAUAAAAUAGUUAAUGUUCCUGUAGUUUAUAAAAAGGCACAACAACAAAGAAACAGGCAAGUCCAAGUUAUAGCUGACUGUCAUUUGUCACUUGAAUUUCCUGAUUUGUGACUCUCUUCUCUCUUUCACACUGUUGAAAUGUAUUUAAACAGGUUUGUAUGUAAUGUUUCUUGUCUGCUUUUUGUCUCUAGAGGAGAGUGUGCUCUAUUCACAUUUAUAUAAGCUGGAACCAUAUCUUACAAUCACUGUUGGUUAUUUUCCCCCCAAAUGCAGUAUAAGAGGAAAACAAACAUGGCAAAGACUGAUUUCUAGGGUUUGGUCUUUAGAAACUGAAAUAAGGAGAUAUGAAACUGUUUUCCUUAUGAAAAACUGUAAAGAGCAUUACAUUCUGAGCAAGCUUUUCUGCAGAAGAGGGGAGAAACCCUAGAAUAUGGAGUCUCAUUAGAACCCUUUUCUUAACGGGUAUUUUUGGUUUUUCUCUCAAAUAACUGAAGAAAUGUCAUGUAUGAAUUUAUAAAUAAUUGCUUUCAGUUACUUCUUUUGUAUAAGCUGCCCAAUACCCUUGCUAUACUGUAUAAGUUGUGUUUUAUGGAACAGUGUGAAUAUGAAAUAAAAAGCUAAUUUUUUUUUGUUUUUUAAUCAUCUGUGGAUGCCAUUAUGAAAGCUGACAUUGUUAAAGCCACUACAGAGUUUUCUAUGAAUACUUGUAAGAAUUGCUUUGUUAUAUAUAAACCUAAAUAAAGAGAUUGUAUUGAUACAGAGACAUUGGAUAAGAACAUUUAAAAGGCUAUUCUUUAGGUCUAAAGGAAAAGGCUUGCUGUAAAAUGGUGCAUUAUUCCAUUUAUUAAAGAUCAUAUUAAUGACAUAAA